AUGUUGACAACUGAGCUAUGGUUCAGGAUCCCUAUCUACAACGACUACGACGAAGAGAGUUCGAUAAGCAAAGCUUGGAUCGUGGCUGCGAGCAUCGGAGCAGUGGAGGUAUUGAAAGAUCAAGGUAUCUGUAGAUGGAAUUAUAUCUUGAGGUCACUGCAACAACACGCCAAGAACAAUAUAAGAUCCUUCUCACAACCUAAGAAGGUUUCUUCUUCUCAGGCGACUAUUUUAAUGGUGAAAACGGCUAAGAAGGCUCGAGAUGAGAAAUCGAAGCAGUCGGACGAGUCGCUCAGGAAAGUUAUGUAA
This is a messenger RNA of Telopea speciosissima, 309 nucleotides long. RefSeq lists its product as uncharacterized. Bases 1 to 309 code for a protein of 102 amino acids. The record is from RefSeq and is a predicted model, not a curated record. Lineage: Eukaryota; Viridiplantae; Streptophyta; Magnoliopsida; Proteales; Proteaceae. The transcript is spliced from 2 exons.